Diabrotica virgifera virgifera (western corn rootworm) is the source of this 1427-nucleotide messenger RNA. Its product is annotated as 52 kDa repressor of the inhibitor of the protein kinase-like. Lineage: Eukaryota; Metazoa; Arthropoda; Insecta; Coleoptera; Chrysomelidae. The coding region runs from base 1 to 1323 and encodes 440 amino acids. The transcript has 3 exons. The record is from RefSeq and is a predicted model, not a curated record. Gene Ontology annotation, molecular function: protein dimerization activity.
AUGCAGAAAAAAAAGCAUGCAAGCAAGAAACGGAAGCAGGACAGUAUAAGCACAUAUUUUCUCGGACAGGGAUAUGAUGGCGCGAGAGCGGUUAGCGGAGAAUUCCAUGGAGCCCAAGCUGUUGUCAGAGAGCGUUAUCCACUCGCGCUCUACUCCCAUUGUGCGGCUCACAGCUUUAAUUUGGCAGUCAGCUCUGCAUGCAAUAUAACAGCAAUCAGAAAUUGUUUGGGCACCCUCGAAAGCAUUCAUACUUUCUUCAUCUAUCCGAAACGCCAAAAUGCUCUUCAAGAUGCGAUCAAUGAAGAUGAGACGCUACGUGAAAGUCGGUUGAAGAAAUUGAAAAAAUUUUGCAAAACCAGAUGGGUAGAGCAACACGAGUCUGUCGCAACUUAUCUGCACUUACAACCAGCAGUAAUUCGCGCUCUUGAUGUGAUUUCGACCACCUGGAAGGAUCCGACGACUUCAUCUGGAGCUUUCCAACUUCUUUCAGCAAUAAAAACUGCAAAUUUCCAGAUCUCCAUGCAUAUUUUGAGCUCAGUACAUUCUUUGACUUUGUCUCUCAGUCGAGUACUUCAGUCCGAAAACCAGGAUCUUGGCGAGGCUAUCGAACUGGCUGAUGCUGCGAAACAAGUCCUGCUUGAAAGAAGAGAAAACGCCGAAAAGGACUUCAGAGGAAUUUUCAAAACCGUGAGCGAAAUCAGCGCAAAAUACGACAUCGAACUGCGGAAACCAAGGCUCGCGUCAAAACAGACUCAACGCUCCAACGUACAAACUGAUUCAGUUCAAGAUUAUUUUCGCAUAACGAUUUACAUCCCAUACAUUGAUUUGUUUCUGACCCAUAUACAAGAUCGAUUUUUGAAUCACCGCAAAAUUUUAUCAAACUUUGCUUGCCUCUUCCCCAACAAAAUGAAGAAUUUCAAUGAAGAAUCCUGCGCUCAACUGUUUGAACCAUACUCUUCAAUUUUGCGGGAUGAUUCCCGUGACAUCUGGGUAGACGAAGUCAAACUUUGGCGUCAACGCAUCGCCGGAAAGAACGUUAAAAAUUCGCUUGAAGCACUCGAUGUGUGCAAUGGAGAUGCGUUUCCAAAUGUACAUCAAAUGCUUCGCAUUUUGGCAGUUCUGUCUGUAACGACAGCAACGAAUGAACGCUCCUUUUCAACAUUGCGUCGCCUCAAGACUUACCUCAGGUCAACAAUGUCUGAAGAUCGGCUGAACGGAUUAGCUUCGCUCAAUAUACAUCGCGAUGUCGAGGUCGAUCCGCAAAGAGUUUUGGAGAAGUUUUUUUCUAUACCUCGCAGAGUUAAUUUAUUAUAUAAUAACUGAAUAUCAAGUCAAGACCAAGACACAAUAAAAUGUCUUCAUUUAUAAGAAAAGUUUCUUAUUAUUUUUUAUUAACUUCAUAACCUAACAUGAUACACAUAUGUCAA